Messenger RNA from Merops nubicus (carmine bee-eater), 704 nucleotides. Its product is annotated as protein shisa-6 homolog. The record is from RefSeq and is a predicted model, not a curated record. The transcript is spliced from 2 exons. Lineage: Eukaryota; Metazoa; Chordata; Aves; Coraciiformes; Meropidae. Gene Ontology annotation, biological process: regulation of AMPA receptor activity; regulation of short-term neuronal synaptic plasticity. The annotation marks the transcript as partial. Gene Ontology annotation, cellular component: postsynaptic membrane; AMPA glutamate receptor complex; postsynaptic density.
ACAAGCCUCGAAUGAACAACAUCCUCACUUCUGCCACGGAACCCUAUGAUCUGUCCUUCUCCCGGUCCUUCCAGAACCUCUCUCACCUCCCACCAUCCUAUGAGUCUGCCGUCAAGACAAACCCAAGUAAAUAUUCUUCUCUGAAGAGGCUAACUGACAAAGAGGCUGAUGAAUACUACAUGAGGAGGAGACACCUGCCUGACCUGGCAGCCCGGGGCACCCUCCCUAUCAACGUCAUCAAAAUGUCUCAACAGACCAACCACAGGGACAGGCCUCGCCGUCCCAUCAGGGCCAUGUCCCAGGACAGAGUGCUGUCUCCUGAGAGGAUCAUGCCUGAGGAGUUUAGCAUGUCCUAUGAACGGAUCCUCUCAGAUGAGCAGCUUCUGUCCGCAGAGCGCCUCCACUCCCAAGACCCCCUGCUCUCCCCGGAGCGGUCGGGGUACCCCGAGCAGUCUAUGUCACGAGCAUUGUCACACACAGACGUCUUUGUAUCAACACCCGUCUUGGAUCGCUACAGGAUGACAAAAAUGCACUCCCAUCCUAGUGCCUCAAAUAACUUGUACAAUACCUUAGGUAUGAACCCAACCUCUGCCAAGCGCCAGGCUUUCGCCUCCCGACGGCACAACACGGUGGAACAACUGCAUUAUAUCCCAGGACACCACCACCACUACCGCACAGCGAGCAAAACAGAGGUGACUGUUUGA